Messenger RNA from Ostrinia furnacalis (Asian corn borer), 1894 nucleotides. RefSeq names its product UDP-sugar transporter UST74c fringe connection (gene frc). The transcript has a single exon. The record is from RefSeq and is a predicted model, not a curated record. The coding region runs from base 242 to 1231 and encodes 329 amino acids. NCBI's taxonomy places the organism in Eukaryota, Metazoa, Arthropoda, Insecta, Lepidoptera, Crambidae.
GUUUGUUGGUGCGUGAUUGAAACUUGGCAUGCGGUGUAUUUAUUUAAGUUUUAAUUAAUUAAAUAGUCUCCGAUUAGAAGAAAUUAUUAGUGGCCAUGAAACCUCAGUAAGUGUAAAUAAUUAUUGAUCAUAAAAAUGGUAGAAUCGUGACAUAUUUUGUGACGUGUUUAUAUCUGUAAUAAUCAUGAUCGUUUAACUCGUGUAGUUUGUUUCGCAAAUUACGUGUAACAGUGAUAAAACGAUGUCGGGACACAGUAUCCACGAUGAGGCAGAUGCCGACCGAGCCCAGAUGAUGAAGAAGAUCUUCAGUGCAGUGUUUUAUGCACUUGCCUCUUUCAUGAUAACUGUGGUGAAUAAAACAGUGCUAACAACUUACGAGUUUCCCUCAUACCAAGCAUUGGGUCUGGGACAGAUGGUGGCUACGAUAUCAGUGUUGUGGUGUGGCCGAUACAUGUCUGUAGUGCAUUUUCCUCCUCUGGAUAGUGGUAUAGCGCGGCGUAUUUGGCCUCUGCCACUCAUCUACUUGGGCAACAUGGCUACAGGCUUAGGUGGAACCAAAGAACUCAGCCUGCCAAUGUUCACAGCUCUUCGCAGAUUCAGUAUUUUGAUGACUAUGCUUGGUGAAAGAUUUGUACUUGGAGUGCGAGCAUCCUGGCCAGUGCAAGCCAGUGUGUUGGCCAUGGUUGGCGGCGCCCUACUAGCAGCUGCCGACGAUGUGACUUUCUCAAUUUCGGGCUACACUUUUGUAUUACUUAAUGAUGCAUUUACUGCUGCUAACGGUGUUUACAUGAAGAAAAAGCUAGACUCCAAAGAUCUAGGUAAAUAUGGACUGAUGUACUACAAUGCCCUAUUCAUGAUUGUUCCUGCAUCCUUAGUGGCUUGGUGGACUGGGGACCUGGAACGUGCUGCUGCCUAUGAGAACUGGGAUGAUGUGUUAUUCCUAACACAAUUUCUGUUGUCUUGUGUCAUGGGUUUUGUUCUAUCCUACAGUGUGAUGUUGUGCACCCAGCACAAUAGUGCCCUGACCACAACAAUCAUUGGAUGUCUGAAAAAUAUCCUAGUUACUUAUUUGGGAAUGGUCAUAGGUGGAGAUUAUGUAUUCUCAUUAUUGAAUUUUAUUGGCCUCAACAUAAGUGUAUUUGCAAGUCUCCUAUACACUUUUGUCACAUUUAAGCGCAAACCAUCACCAGCAUACCAGCCUGUUAAUAUAGUGAAAAUAGAUACUGUAUAGCAGUGCCUCAGACGUAACCCUCAGUGGUCUACCUACUAUGUGUAGUGUCGAACUUUGCUACCAAAGAAGACUGUAAUUGUAAUUUAUGGUGUUGUGAACACUCCAUGAUAGUUAUCAUGUAGAAUACAGAACUGUCAUAAUAAUUAUACUUAAUUAUUACAAUAAUGUGUACAUAAGAGAACUGAAUAAUGUGUAUUAUUCAAUACAAAUGUAUUUAGUUUGCAAUGUAUGAUCCUAAAAUGAUUAAUUUAUUAGUGAUGCAACGAUUAUGAAUAAUUAUAGUUUAUGUAAAAAAGGUAUAAGGUACUUGGUAGUCAUGUCAUUCAUGGCAAUGAAUGCAGAGAUAUAUAUUUUUAAUUAACUGUUUCAAUGUGACCUCCACGAUUUGCGGUUAAUUUUAAUUGCAACUCAUAUAAUAUGACAUUUACCAAUAGGCACCUAAGUAUAUUGACUAUGCAGUGAUUUUUAUUGUUGUCUUGUAUAGAUUUAAGUUACUUAGUAGGUAGUAAAAUAGCGUUAUUAUAGGCAUACUUGUUCUCAAGUUACACUUGUUGCAUCACUGAUACUAAUCAUAAAAUAUCUAAGUUUUCUAAUAGAAUGUACCAUUGUAAGUUAUCAAGGUAACUUUCUUGAGGAUGACUGUAGUAAGUUACUAAAUAUUUU